Amborella trichopoda is the source of this 2327-nucleotide messenger RNA. NCBI's taxonomy places the organism in Eukaryota, Viridiplantae, Streptophyta, Magnoliopsida, Amborellales, Amborellaceae. The record is from RefSeq and is a predicted model, not a curated record.
UCAAGUUUAGAGAGGAGAGAGAGAGAGAUUUGAAGUCGGGGAAGUGCAAAAUGGUGGUUUUAAGAGAGAAAUUAGAGAGAGAAGAGAUGAGACGCUGCUGCCCGGAGAGAGAAACCACUGAAAUUUAUCCGAAAAAGAGAACCCCUAGAAUUCGGAGAAUCCGCUCACUCUUGCAAAAUAUAGGUCAAAGUGGUUUCUGAUAGAGCAUAUUUCCGGUUCGGUUUCAUGGCUUUGAUGGGGAAUGAUGGUAGGGGUUAUGAAUUGGCGAAGAAGCUUGACAGUUGUGGGGUUUGGCGUCAAUGGCUUGGAAAAACAACUUACGUAAAUUUCUUGCCAUUUCUGGGUUCCCCAUCUUCUUGGGAUAGCUUCAUGACUACAAACGAGUAUAGAUCUAGGGCACAGCUCCAGCUUCAACUUAGGGUUCGGGCAUUGCUGUAUGAUAAAGCCAGUGUUUCUCUGUUCCUAAGGUUGGAUUCCUCAGCGUUGCCUUCGAAGCUCAACCCUGCAUAUUUGCAGUUGCACGCGGAUGAUGUGUAUUUCUCCUUAGAAGAUGAUUCUCUAGAGUGUGAUCAGUUUCAAGAUGGCUCCCUAGCACAUAAAAUGGGGAGAGGGGGCCCCCUUGUCUUAUGCCUCUGGAUAAAGAAAACCCAAUCUAAAUUAUCAUCCACUACUGGCAAGGUGGUUGAAUUUGCAUUUGAUAGAGCUUCAAGUGCAGGGCCAAAAAGCAACGAGUCUGAUAUUGAAGAUAUGUCCUUCAGAUCCCAAAAUGGGGAUUUGCGUGAGACAUGGUAUAGCCAAUCUGUUGAAAGUUAUAGAGAAAGAAGAUCAAAAUGGAUAGCAUGGCGUAUUUCCCAACAAAGAAUUCCAUUUAGUGAGCGAGAAACAUUUAAAAGGACACCAGAGGGAAUGUCUUUGUACCUCAAACUUCUCGAGAAACACAAUAAAAGGCGAAAAAUAUUUGAUGAUCAGGGAAUGGGUUUUGCCAAUCCAGUCAAGGAAAAUGGGUCUCAUGGGUUCCACACAAGUUCAAACUUGGAAAUGAAUGACUUGAUGGGAGAGGAAUCAGAUUUCUUCCCAGAACUCAUGUUUCCAUCUAACUGUGUGCCUGAUAGUGCAGUCCCCUCCACUAACAAGCCUGAAGAAAAUCAGAAUAUAGAAUUUUGUGGGAUUCUUGAUAAUUUGCCCCAGGGUAUAUGCAGGAAUCCAGCAAUGAUUGAAAGAUUUGGCAUGAGGGCUGAGUACUUUAAUAUGGGGAUUGGGAGAAGCAAAUAUAGGGGAAAGAACAGGAGAUCCAUGUGUGAGGAGGAAGCAUCUCAUCUGCUUCAACAAGCUCUAUCUCGUAUAUUGGUCAGCAUUGGUUUCGAAGGGGCAUCGAGUAACUCAUUGGAGGUUCUUUCACAGUUUCUUAGCUGCCACAUUUGUAAAUUAAGCCAGAUCUUAAGACUGCUUGCAGAUAGUUACAGGAAACAAUGCACACCUGUGGAACUCCUUAAAAUGUUCAUACGAACAUUGGGAUACAGUAAUCCUGGGGCUUUAGUAGAGCAAUUGAAGGAUGGCACAAGGGUAAUCCCUCAGCCCGUACAGCAACCGGUGCGAACAAUCCAGCCCCAACAUCAAGCAUUCUUACAAGGACAGCAGACCCAGAGGCAUCCGCAGAUGCAAGUGCUUCACACACAGAAUCAGGCAGCACAGCCACAUUGGGAUAGGCUGAGGCGGAAGCAGCCAUUAACCCCUCGUGGCUCUAAUGUCGGUCUAGAGAGAGAGAGGCCCACAGUUGAAGUUAAGGUGGAAAAUUCAACCGAUUUGCCAAUUGACUAUGCAUAUGGUGCCAAUCAAUUGAUCAAGCAAAACCAGUUUCAGUGGAAGCAGCAGCAACUACAACUAAAACUACAGCCACAGCAGCAGCAGCAGCAGCAGCAGCAGCAGUUCAAACAUCUUGCAUCCCUUCAGAUCCCUCAUGCUCAACCACAAGGUAUGUUCAAUGUGAGGGCACCGCCUGUGAAGGAUGGUUUUCAGGAUUUAAUGGGUGGUGAUGCAAUUAUGAAGCAUGAAAGUGAAGAGAGUAAAGAGCAUAAACUCACCUCACCCCGAAAAUAGAGGAAGAUGCGCCCUAAGGUCUAUUCCUUUAAGUUGCAUUUUUGUGCAUAACAGUGGUUGCAUUUGAUUGUUUUCUUUUUACAUCUUUUGGGCCUUGGGCCCAUUCUUUCUGCUUGAGCUUUCGUGUUUCAAAUCCAUAUGAGAAACUGUAGCCAAUAAAUUGUAACAUGAAAAUUGUAAUUGAUCUCAAAGUUGUACACGCAUUCAACCAAAUCCCCUCUUCUACUGUA